AUGAAAUCCCUCGAAUCCUUCUUCGGCAUCGGCAACAACACUUCCGCUCGUCUCCUGGCCCGCUUCAACAUCCACCCAACUUGCCGCGUCGGUGACCUGGCCAACAAGCAGGUCCUCGACUUAACCGCCGUGUUAUCGGAUAUGAAGAUCGAAAACGAUCUGCGUCGCGAGGUCCUGAAUGAUAUCAAGCGCUUAAAGGAGACGGGUACCUACCGUGGUCGUCGUCAUGCCUUGGGUUUACCCGUGCGAGGACAACGAACGCGCACCCAGGUAGGUUUACUUACCUUCAUUGCUUUGCGUUAG
Penicillium odoratum is the source of this 303-nucleotide messenger RNA. Its product is annotated as mitochondrial 37S ribosomal protein uS13m. Gene Ontology annotation, biological process: translation. Bases 1 to 303 code for a protein of 100 amino acids. The transcript is spliced from 2 exons. Gene Ontology annotation, molecular function: structural constituent of ribosome; RNA binding. Gene Ontology annotation, cellular component: small ribosomal subunit; mitochondrion; ribosome. NCBI's taxonomy places the organism in Eukaryota, Fungi, Ascomycota, Eurotiomycetes, Eurotiales, Aspergillaceae. The record is from RefSeq and is a predicted model, not a curated record.